AUGACUUCCCAAGUGUUUCCCUGUGGGGAACAAUCUCGACCGAAACAACAAUCUCGGCAAGAACAACAAUGUCAUCAAGAACAGCAAGCUCGAGAAGAACAGCAAAUUCGCCAACAACAAAUUCGGAAAAAGUUCCGUCUUCCACAGAUUGACAGAUCAACUGCAAACAUGGCAACUCAGGUCCGCGACGCAAAUAUAACCACAACAAGAAGCCCUUCUUCUCCAACCUUCAGCAAGCGAAGUACAUGUCCGAUCUGCCAAGAACCCAUCAAAUUUAGAGAGGCAGCGAAGGUCAUGAACUGCAACCACCAGUUUUGCAUCAAGUGUAUCGACCAGUGGCUUGCAGAAACACGAGACGCUAUACUUGGAGAUAAUGAAGUCCGAAACGCAACCUGCCCAUGUUGUAGAGGACAUAUAUCAAACAUCGCAUACAACUUCGGCAAGCGAGGCGCCUUUAGCACACUUUUGAAUGAUGCAAAAGGAUGGUAUCGAAACACCAUUACUGUGGACGAUAGAUUCAUCAAGCAUAGCGAGACUUUCUACCAAGUUUGUUUUUCUUCGAGAAUACGGGUCAUGCAGUCGGGUGGAAUGACAACUACUGCACUUUCGAAGAGGUUGGUGUUGAAACGCUUUAGGAAGAUAAGAGACGACUUUGAUUUCGAGUAUCGCGACACAAUGACCGAACCCACUGCCGCACGAGAUAUCAAGAAGAUCAAAGACGAUUUGGAGAAGUACGCACAACUCUACGGUGACUGUCUUGUCCCAGACAGACCGGGAUACCAAAACUGUAACGCUUUCGGAUCCUACGAAAUGAGCCCCGACUCUUCGAAACAGAAUGGAGACUUGAAGAGUUAUUCUUUUGGGUCUGUUGGAGGAUGGAUCAGAAGGAAGGAAGGAAGGGUGUUGGGAGGCUUCAUCAGUGAUCAUCGUGUUCUCUACGAGACACGAAGAGAGGAUUUGAAAGCACUGGUGCGUUGCAUCAACGGGAAGCCUCAGAUGACAACAGAUUUUUCUCACUUGACAGAGGAAAUACGUCGAACUUUGGAUGGCACCCUCUUGGUCGACUUCGAUGGCACCAUAUCUACUGCAAUUAUGAGCAAUAGAAUGGUGCAGGGAAGUGAACUUGGUUCUUUGGCUCAACGAAAACGAAAACCUCAUAUCAUAUCCAGGGUGAGAGCCCUGCAGGGAAGGGGUAGCUUCCUCUUUGAUGCGGGCAAGAAAUCGCUUCACCAACCGUCAUAG
Messenger RNA from Hymenoscyphus albidus, 1242 nucleotides. The record is from the annotation of a GenBank genome assembly. NCBI's taxonomy places the organism in Eukaryota, Fungi, Ascomycota, Leotiomycetes, Helotiales, Helotiaceae.